ACUACAUAAAUAUUUAUAGGCUGCAGAGUGCAAAUGCUCGUUGUCUAGAGACACUCAAUCAGUUGAUCCAAACACCAUGAUCCUACAAGUUAUAUUCAACAGCCUUGAUUUUAAAUGCUGGGUUUUUUUAUUUGUUGUUUUUCUGCUUCUAGUAGAUGUUAUUAAGAAUAAGAAUCCGUACAAUUCUCCCCCGGGACCUUGGCCUUUACCAUUCCUGGGAAAUGUCUUUACUGAAAUGGAUUUUAAGACCAUGGAUAAGUUGACUGAAGUCUAUGGGAAGAUAUUCAGCUUAAAAGUGGGCAGUCAGAAAAUGGUAAUAGUGUCUGGAUACAAACUGGUAAAAGAGGCCCUGAUUGGCCAGAUUGACUGCUUCGUCGACCGACCAAAAAUUCCUCUGUUUGACAAAUUUUUUAAGGGACUAGGGAUGAUAUCGAGUAAUGGAUACAUGUGGCACAUGCAUAGGAAGUUUACUGUAUCCCAUCUACGAACCUUUGGAGAGGGAAAGAAAAGCCUCGAGCUUGGCAUCCAGCAAGAGUGUGUUUGCCUGUGUGAUGCUUUUAGGGCAGAAAAGGGACCAUUCAAUCCGCAGGUCACAUUAAACAGUGCUAUCUCGAAUGUCAUUGCCUGCUUGUUAUUUGGACAGCGCUUUGACUAUCAUGAUGAAUAUUACCAAAACAUCCUGCGCCUUGACACUGAAUGCAUUCAGCUAUCUGGCUCACCUAGGGUACAGUUGUACAAUGUGUGUCCUUGGCUUUUUGAAUACAUACCUGGCCCUCACCAAAAAAUGUUUGCCAACUAUAAGAAGAUCACAGAUUUUCUGAGGGGAGAGAUUAAAAAACACAGAGAGGACUGGGACCCUUUAAACCCUCGUGACUUUAUAGACACCUACCUGGCAGAGAUGGAGAAGAGAAAGAGUGACCCUGAAGCUGGCUUUAAUAUAGAAAGUUUAGUUGUGUCUUGCCUUGACCUGUUUGAAGCUGGGACAGAGACGUCAACAACCACAUUACGCUGGGGUUUGCUCUUUAUGAUAAAGUUUCCAGAAAUACAGGUAAAGGUCCAAGAAGAGAUAGAUCGAGUCAUUGGCCAGAUUCGUCAACCCAGCUUGGCUGACAAAGUUAACAUGCCUUAUACUGAAGCCGUACUGAAUGAGAUACAAAGAUUUGGUAAUGUUCUGCCACUGGGACCCUCGAAACAAGCUGUUAAAGACACUAUGAUUGGGAAAUACAUUGUUCCAAAGGGCACCGUCCUUACAACAAACCUGUCUUCAGUUCUGAAUGAUCCAGAUGAAUGGGAAACACCCCAGACCUUUAACCCUCAACACUUUCUGGAUGAUAAGGGCCAGCUUCGAAAGAGAGAUGCCUUUAUACCAUUUUCAGCAGGUAAGAGAUCAUGCUUGGGAGAGCAGCUGGCUCGUAUGGAGCUUUUUCUUUUCUUCACCACCAUGCUGCAGCGGUUUACCUUCUCUAAAUGUCCAGGAGAGGAGCCCACUUUGGAAGGAGAGAUGUGGUUCACAUACGCUCCUUCUCCCUUCAGCAUUUGUGUGACCUCACGUUAGACUUUGUACCAGAGUCAAACACGUUUGUUUACUGUAUAUUAUAAGGAAAAAGAAAAUCUUACAAAUGAUGUCUAUCGAAUAUUUUAUGAUAUUAUUGGAUAUUUUCAUUAUUUUACAGUUUUAUAUCAUAUCUGUGUUCAUGUGUUCUGUAAAGCUUCACUGUCAGAAAUAAAGGUACAAAAGUUGUCACUGGGGCAGUACCCUUUAAAAAAGGUCCUAUAUGUACCAGUUAGGUACAAAUAUGUAUCUUUGAACUACCAAUAUGUACCUUCUGACGUACUAAUAUGCACUCUUUGGGUACAAAGGUGUACCUUUUUGUCCCAAUGAUAACUUUUGUACCUUUAUUACAUUGCAACAUUGCAGAAAGCAUAAUAAAAAUAAGAAAUUAUUUGAUUGAUUUACUGUAAUAAUGGAAAAUCAUAAAAGGAUAAUUUUGUAUUAAAUAGAUAGGGUUUUUCUUCUAAGUUCUGACUUUUUUGUCUCAAAGUAUGACUUCAAUUUAUCUGAUGUGUUAAUGAAGCAAUACUUCAAGUUUUAUUCUUCAUAUUAGUUUUCCUAUAAAUUAUUGGGCAGCUUUAGUGUUUUUACACCCUUAUGGAACCUUUCCAUCAAUAAAAACAAUAUUUUAACAUGGGUAAAACACAGAAUGUUUGAAAAUCCCCAUUAUUGUCAUACAGCAUGUUUUCUUGUUUGUUUUUCUUAAUGAGACCGUCUGGCAACAUCCGUGAUUGUACAAAGUUUUCCCCCUUACAGGAAAAGCCACAUCAAUUUGACAUGUGCAAAAACCCAUGGGAUCACACAAGAAAAACAAGUCACUGCUUGUUUCACAUGUGAAAUUCAUGCUGUUCACAUGUGAAAAACCUGAAGUUCAUAUGCUUUCUGUAGGGUCUUUAAUGCAACACAUUUACAACGUUUUAAUGCUAAUAGUGUAUAGAUACAUACCACAUUGUUUACACGUUGUAAUGUGUACGGCAUAAAUGUAAAUUAUUUAUGUGAUAUUUACUAUAUGUAAAUUAAAACUGGAUAAAAAAUGUGUAAUUUAAAAACAACAUUUUAUUAUUAUAUGUUAUAAGUUGCAGGUAUAAUGCAAAGAAAAAUUAUUGCACUUUUUUGCCCUCAUCAGCCUGUUGUCAAAUAAGAUCGUUUUGGAUUUCAACAAAACAACUGUUAAAUGUUAUUCUUUCAAAGACUGUUUUACAUUCAGUGAAAACAACUUUUUGUUAUAAGAGUCAUUGUUUUGCCCCAAGUCCUGCUGUGUAUUUCACCUAGUGGAUAAGAUGAAGCAGUGCAGAAAACAUAAAGUAAUAUACUGUGCUGUUUUAUCGUUAUCUAGGGUAGGGGACGAUAAAUGAUAAAUGUUUUUCAACUGUAGGGGUUUCCCCUCCACCCUCUGGAAUUUGGAAUGGCUUAUAUAAUGUCUCUCUACUCCAAUGUUCACAUUUCCCAGUCCUGAACAAAUACUCGGUCUGUACACUCACAGAGAAUCCUGCAUCUCCUUUAACAUCAUGAUCCUUAACGUCAUUUACGACAGCCUUGAUUUUAAGAGCUGGAUGAUUUUGAUUUUUGUUUUACUGAUUCUGUAUGAUGUCUUCAAAAAUAAGAAUCCAUCUAAUUUC
Paramisgurnus dabryanus is the source of this 3171-nucleotide messenger RNA. It is a transcript of the gene cyp2ad3, whose product is annotated as cytochrome P450, family 2, subfamily AD, polypeptide 3. Gene Ontology annotation, molecular function: heme binding; iron ion binding; oxidoreductase activity, acting on paired donors, with incorporation or reduction of molecular oxygen, reduced flavin or flavoprotein as one donor, and incorporation of one atom of oxygen. Lineage: Eukaryota; Metazoa; Chordata; Actinopteri; Cypriniformes; Cobitidae. Gene Ontology annotation, biological process: xenobiotic metabolic process. The record is from RefSeq and is a predicted model, not a curated record. Gene Ontology annotation, cellular component: cytoplasm; intracellular membrane-bounded organelle.